This is a messenger RNA of Pieris macdunnoughi, 1770 nucleotides long. The record is from the annotation of a GenBank genome assembly. Lineage: Eukaryota; Metazoa; Arthropoda; Insecta; Lepidoptera; Pieridae.
AUGGAAAAACUCUUGUACACUUGGAUUCAAGAUCAAAAUCAGCGACAGGUUCCUCUAAGUUUGGCUAUUAUACAAAAUAAGGCGCUGAGUAUCAUCAACACACUGCAAAAUAAACGUGGCGAGAAUAAUAGUGAAGAAACAAAAUGUUUUUCUGCCAGUCGCGGAUGGUACAUUCGCUUUAAAACGAGAUAUUCGUUACAUAAAAUUCGAGUGCAAGAAGAAGCUGCUAGUGCCGAUCAUGUGGCUGCUCAGAGUUUUUCUGGAAUAUUAAAGGAAAUUAUCGAAAGUGGAUACUAUUCGCAUAAACAAAUUUUUAACGUCGACGAAACUGGUUUAUUUUGGAAAAAAAUGCCUUCUCGUACUUUUAUAUCGCAGGAAGAAAAGUCUAUGCCUGGGUUUAAAGCGGCUAAAGAUCGUUUGACGUUGUUAUUGGGUUCGAAUGUUGAAGGUGAUCUUAAAUUAAAACCCCUUUUGGUUUAUAGGUCAGAAGAUCCUCGAGCUCUUAAUAAUUACGUCAAGAGUACUCUUCCAGUUAUAUGGAAGGCUAAUCCAAAGGCAUGGGUUACAUCAAUACUUUUUGAAGAAUGGUUUACUAAGCAUUUUAUACCUGAAGUGAAACAGUAUUGUUUAAACAAUAAUUUGGCUUAUAAAGCUUUACUUAUAUUGGAUAAUGCUCCCGGCCAUCCUUUACGUAUUGCAGAUAUCGAUCCUCAAAUCAAAGUUUUGUUCCUACCUCCAAACACUACUUCGUUGUUACAGCCGAUGGAUCAAGGAGUUAUAGCGUCUUUUAAGGCCUAUUAUCUCAGGAAAACUUUUUCGCAGGCUGUAAAGGCUAAUAAAAAUGAUGGCAUGGAGCUGAGAGAUUUUUGGAAAAGUUAUAAUAUCUUGCAAUGCCCAUCUGAAAGUUCAUCUACAGAUCAACCAAAUAUCGAUGAGAUCACAACUGACAUUGUUCAUUUGGCUAACCGUUUGCCUGACAUUGCAGUUACUGCUGAUGAUAUUGAUGAUCUGUUAAGCUCACAUUCGCAAGAACUGACCGAUGAAGAUCUUAUUGAAUUGGAGGCACAAAAAAAGAUAAUAAAAAAUUCAAGUAUUACAUACACGACUCCAAAGGAAACUCUCUUUGGUAUUCCGAAAUACGCCAAAGCUUUAACCCAGGUUGCAGAAAGCCGUGGUAUAGCUGUCAACUACAAGUUGGAACUAAAGGAAGUAACGCCAAGAAAUGCAGUCUUCAUCGGAAAUGGCGGACAGACUGUAAUCCUUCCAUACACUUUCAUGCACGUGACGCCGCCUAUGUCCCCACCCACUUGUCUUACUAAAUGUACGGAGCUGGCUUCCAAAGGGUAUUUAGAAGUGGACAAACAUACAUUACAGCAUAAGCGAUAUUCCAAUGUCUUUGGAAUUGGGGACUGUAUAAAUACUCCUAGUAGCAAAACAGCGGCUGCCGUUGCCAAUCAAAGUAAUGUAGUCGCCCAAAAUUUAUGGAAUUCAAUGUAUGGAAAGCCAUUGAUUGCGAAAUAUGAUGGAUACGGCGCAUGUCCCAUCCUUACAUCGUACAAACGGGGUAUUAUUGCCGAAUUCAAAUAUGACGGAAAGAUUGCCGAAACUUUGCCAUUUGAUCAGGCAAAAGAACGUCGUAUCUGCUUUUAUUUGCAAAAUAAUGUAUUCCCAUAUUUAUACUGGAAUAGACUAUUAAAAGGGAAAUGGAAUGGACCAGGAACAAUACGAAAAAUUAUAAACCCUUUCGCAAAACAAACAAGGGAAAAAUAA